AUGGCGGCUCGCCAGCCUAGGCCACAGGCCGACCAGCUUCCCCAGCCGAUACAGUUCCAAUCCACGACGAUUGCGCCGUCGCCCCCACCGUCCUCGAACUCGACGCCAGACAACAUGAGCUCGGAACAUCACUCAGCACCGUUGCGCAUACAAACAGACGUGGCCUCCGCAUCACCACAGGCGCCAUCUCACCGGCACGGCUCGCUCGGUCGACCAUCGAUCAACCGCAUACCAUCGAAUAGCAGUCUCCAAGUCUGUCGCACACCUAGUCUCAAAGGCUCGCUUGGUCAGAUCCUCAACGGCACCGCCAGCGGAGCCAGCAGCGUGGCUACGAGCCCCAUCAUCGCGGCCAUGGGCGACAUGACACCCUUGCCAAGCCCACUCAUGUCAGCAGACUCGCCAGGACCAUGGAAGAAGCUCAUCGCAGGGACACCACCCAGGUCGAGAGGACGACUCGGAAGCGUAGGGGAGGGCUCCGUAUUGGGGACCAGCCCUACGAGAUCUCUGGACCCUACGUCGGCCGCACCGAGGCGGAAGACUUACACAGCGCUUGACAGCGGCGCCGACGGCCCGCCGCCAACCAUUGUCUCCCAUGAGACCCAGCAUACUCGUAAUCGUAGUGCGAGCGAAUAUGUGCCGGAUCCGCUAGCCAUCCCAAAGCGACACAUCACAGUCUCCGGCUCGCAUGCCCGGAAAUCGGAAACCAAACCUCAAGAACCGACCAUCCGUCGAGAGGCCCACCUGGCCGAGCAGCGGGGCCUUACACCUGCCGUUACGAAACCACCGACACCUCCACCAAGCGAAUCCUCAAACUACUCAACCUCCUCGGCGGAGAAAAAAGAUACCAGUGCUGAACUAUUUGAAGCCAGAGGCCGCCACGAUCAGAAGCGCCGUCGUUGGCGAGCACUGCGGCCCCUUGGACAGGGCACUUUUAGCAAGGUCGUCCUGGCGACAAGCCAAAUCGCAGCGACGGAGGACGAAUCGACCGAGAACCCACCCUCGAGAAAGACAUUGGUAGCCGUCAAGAUAUGCGAGCACGGCCCCCGAGGCGGCGCCAGCGAAGACCGCAUCGAGAUGAGCUUGAAGCGCGAGCUUGAGAUUCUGCAGGACAUUCAUCAUCCCAGCCUUGUAGACCUCAAGGCGUUCAGCAUCGAGCCCACGAGAGCGAUAUUGGUACUGACGUACUCGCCGGGAGGUGACCUGUUUGACGUAGCGACUCAAGCCAGGCGCGUCCUCACACCCGUACUGGUGAGGAGGAUUUUCGCCGAGCUCGUGGGCGCCGUGCGCUACCUGCACGACAAGAAGAUUGUUCAUCGAGACAUCAAGCUAGAGA
This is a messenger RNA of Emericellopsis cladophorae, 1333 nucleotides long. Its product is annotated as Serine/threonine-protein kinase-like protein. The annotation marks the transcript as partial. The transcript has a single exon. The record is from RefSeq and is a predicted model, not a curated record. Gene Ontology annotation, biological process: protein phosphorylation. Lineage: Eukaryota; Fungi; Ascomycota; Sordariomycetes; Hypocreales; Bionectriaceae. Gene Ontology annotation, molecular function: ATP binding; protein kinase activity.